Messenger RNA from Pyrgilauda ruficollis (rufous-necked snowfinch), 1691 nucleotides. RefSeq names its product hydroxylysine kinase (gene HYKK). Bases 559 to 1680 code for a protein of 373 amino acids. NCBI's taxonomy places the organism in Eukaryota, Metazoa, Chordata, Aves, Passeriformes, Passeridae. The transcript is spliced from 6 exons. Gene Ontology annotation, molecular function: amino acid kinase activity. The record is from RefSeq and is a predicted model, not a curated record.
UGUGCUGAUAAAAGGGUUUAAAGAAAAGAAUAAAACGUACGUGUUCCCUCCUGCCCGCUGCGGGCGCAGGGGUUUUUAGCGUUCUGCCUUCGUGACAGGAAGUCGUAGCUUUCCUCCCCUCUCGUGCCGCUGGCAAGCAAAGCCCACGGCCCGGGGCAGCGCUCCGGCGCCGCGGGGAGGCUCCGGCGCCGCUGGCCCCGGGUAAGGCGCGGGGGCCGCGGGCUCGCCUGGCCGCGCUCGGAGCGGGCGCAGCCCCGCGUUCCGCUGAGCACGGGGCGCUCCGGCCGCCAGCAGGGCAGGCGGGAGCCGGGCUGGCCGGGCCCCGGCUGCUGACGGCAGCUUCUGCAGUUCCUCGGCCUCCCCGGGCUGGGCAAAGGUUGGCGCGGCUCCCAGCGAGUCCAAGGGUUGCGCCCGUCCGCGGAGGCUCCAGAUUGCUGCAGCUGGGCAGGCGAGAGACGAGCGAGCUCCUGCAGCACGAAUUGAAGACCUCUGAUCAGGGAUUCAGCAACUCUGCUCCUGAGGGAGUCAUUCCUACCUAUCAACAAUACCAGAGACACAAUGUCUUCUGGAAAUGACUGUCAACCCCAGACCUUGACCAAACCUACAUUUGAUGAGAGAGAGGCAGCUGAAUUGGUUGACAGGGUGUUUGGAUUGAAGGUAUCUUGGAUCAGGUCUCUCCCCAGCUAUGAUGAUCAGAACUUCCACGUGCGUGUCUCAGCUGAAGGUGCUGAUGAGUAUGUCCUCAAAAUCACCAAUUCAGAAGACAGCCAGCAGCCUGACCUCAUUGAAGCACAGACCCAGGCCAUGAUGUUUCUCAGUGCUGAAGGUUUCCCUUCACCUACUCCUUAUCUGACAAAAGAUGGUAACAUAAUGUCUCUGGAGUCAGGAGGUGCUGGACUUGGGAGCAAGAAGUACAUAGUCAGAUUGCUGACUUACCUGCCAGGUACACCAGUAGCAAAAAUCAGUACCAAUGCUCAGAUUCUGUAUGAGAUUGGGAGGCUCGCUGCCAGCGUGGAUAAAGUGCUCUCAGCGAAAUUCCAGCAUCCAUCGGUAAAAAGUCUGCAUCGAGGUCAGUUCAUUUGGAAUCUGGCAAAUGUUCCUCUUCUAGAUCAGUACAUUUAUGCCUUGGGCCAAAACAAAUACUGUGCAGUGGUGGAGCAAGUUAUUGAGCAGUUCAAAGGCAAAGUAAUACCCAAGCUAAGCAGUUUCCGAGCCUGUAUCAAUCAUGGAGACCUUAAUGACCACAAUAUUCUAGUAGAUUCCAGUUCUGCUUCCCUGGUGAAUCCCCAGUACAGAGUGUCUGGCAUCCUGGACUUCAGCGACAUGAGUUAUGGGUAUUACGUGUUUGAGGUUGCGAUAGCCAUCAUGUACAUGAUGAUUGAGAGCCCAGACCCUCUGAGUGUAGGGGGACAUGUUCUCGCAGGGUUUGAGAGCAUCCUGCCGCUCACUGCUGAGGAGAGAGGUGCCCUCUUUCUCCUGGUGAGUGGGAGGUUUGCACAGUCCCUCGUCAUCGCUGCCCACACGGCUCUUCUGUACCCAGAGAACAAGGAAUACCUCACAAUCACGGCAAAAACUGGCUGGAAACACUUAAUGUCAAUGUUCGAGUUGGGCCAGGAAGCUGUGGAGAAGAAGUGGUUUGAGACUGCCCAGGGGUACACGCACCACGCAUCUGCCCCGUAGGUCCGUGGCUG